UGUGGAAAGACCCUGGACUGGGCGACAGUCAUCCCCCAUCCUGAGACAUAGUCAAUCGUGUCUGUGUAAACACCUGGCCAGCUGAUAACACCGCCAAAAGACAAACCUGGGUGUCAGCUGUGGUGGUCUAACAUAGUUUAACCCACUGUUCUGUGUAGUACUGAUGCAGAAACUUUGCUAUUAAUAGAAUAGUGUAGGGGUAGAUCAUGUAGUUUGGGUGCCACAAAGUGACACGGUUCUGGAUUUGAGUCUUGUCCUUGGUUACUGUCUGUGACAUGUUUUGCAAAAUCUUCCUCCGUCUGCAUGGAUUCCUUCCACCUUCCCGAAACAGGCAAGGUUGUGUUACCCUAUUACAUCAAGGGUGUGUUCCUAAAGUGGACCCAAUGCUCUGGCUGACACUAGACUCACCACAACCCUGAUUAAAAUGAGGGUAUCAUUUUAGCAAACAUUUGAAGUACUCAAAUCCAGAGUGUGGCUCUUUCCAUUAGUGAAUAACACAUUCCGUUUUGAGUGGGUUGGUCCAGGUAACACACCUACACACCUGUCGUUAGGUGAGGACACGCUUUCACCCUGGCAACACAGCAGCACCCAUCAUACUCCAACAGCACGAGUGCAUUACACCUGUGCUGCGUUCCUGCUGUGUUUUCGGCUCCUCUGUACUCUCCGGCUCAUCUACAUCAGAGUGGAACUGCUGAUCCUGUGGUCAGACAGGUCGGAGAUGAUGACCCACAUAGCAAAGUCAGCAACAGGCAGCGAUGGUGCGGUGGAGAGCAGUCCAGCUGGAGAGAGUUUGGAGAUCUCAGGACAGUGUAUAGGACCACUACAAUCAACCCUCACCAACUAUGAUCAAAGGAGCGAGGAUUUUAGAAAGGCUUUCAAAGAUCUGGCCGAGUCUGAAAAACUUAUAGUAGAUUACAGCUGCGCUCUACAAAAGGAAAUUUUAUUACAAGGCCGCAUCUACCUCACAGAGAACUGGCUUUGUUUCUACAGUAACGUCUUCUGGGGAACAAAGAUUACGUUAAAUUUAAAAGAUGUUACGUCUAUGUCAAGGGAGAAAACAGCUCGACUGAUACCAAACGCCAUUCAGAUCUGUACCAACACAGAAAAGCUGUUCUUCACAUCUUUUUCUGCAAGAGAGAAAAGUUACCAGAACAUUUUUCGCCUAUGGCAGAAUUUACUGAUGGAGAAGCAAUUGACCAAACAAGAGCUCUGGCACAUAAUCAAACAGCAUUAUGGCAACGACUUGGGUUUGAGCAAUGAGGACAUGGAUGGAUUGCAACUAGCGGCAGACACAGCAGAACAAAACCAACCCAGCUUAAACAUGAGAGCAGAGGAUCACGCUGUAAAAUUGGAGAGGCCUGCUUCUCUCCGUCUUCCUCAGAUUGAACUUUCAUCGCACGACACCUCGACACCGCACGGAGACUAUACACAGUCGUCCAUCGGACUGCAGAGCACCCUCUCUCCAAAUGGGGAAGAUGUACGUAGCACACGCAGUCCCAACCUGUCCCUGGACCGCUUCAGCAACGAACGAGUGUCCAAGCGCUCGUCUUUGUCCUUGGACUUGAACGCCAAUGAGGACCGGCUCUUGGAUAACAGCUUAUCUGAUAGCAUGGAGGAAGUGGAACGAGAAUGUGCGUCCCAGACGUCCCAGGGCCGGCUGUACGUGAACAGGGUGUUUCGGAUCAGCGCUGAGAAAAUGUUCGAGCUGCUUUUUACUGACUCGUAUUUCACACACCGGUUUAUGGAUGCCAGGAAGAUUACGGGUGCAACCAGUAGCUCUUGGCAGAGGGAUGCCUCUGGGUCCAUGAAGAGGACUUUAAAUUACACCAUCACCAUCAGUAACCCACUCAUAGGGAAAUAUUCCACAGCAACAGAGAAUCAGACUCUGUAUAAGGAAUCUAGAGAGGGGCACUAUUAUUUGGUCGAGUCUGAGGUCUUCACGCAUGACGUCCCUUACCACGACUACUUCUACACCAUGAACCGCUACUGUAUUAUCCGCAACUCGAAGCACAAGUGUAGACUCAGAAUUUACACUGAUGUGAAGUACAAGAAACAGCCUUGGGGAUUUGUGAAGUCUUUUAUCACCAAGAACUCCUGGAGUGGAUUGGAGGAUUAUUUUAGACAUCUUGAAUCAGAGCUUCUUGAAGAAGAGGCAGAACUGACCCAAGGGUCCAGCGAUGCUGGGAAGGCUGGCAUGCGCAGAAGACGGAGGACCUUCAGUCGAACGCUGCAGGAUCACAUGAGGCCUGGCAGGCAGUACGGUGCAGACACGGAGCAGCGUAGAGAAAGCACCAUGGGUCCAGUGGAUAUGAAAAGCACACCAAAGUGGAACAUCACUUCCAUCAUAGCAGGAAUGAGUCUGAUUUUGUUAAUUCUGACUGUAUUGAACCUGGGGCUGUUCUUCAAAUUAUGGGCGAUGGAGGACGUGGCUCAUCGUUUGUACUUGAGCACCAAGCAGCGCAUGAGGGAGAGAGCUGAGACUAGUUUGCCAUCUGACCUGGGCCCCAGACAGACUACAUUCCACAGAAGCCAAGAGGAGACACGAUUACUGAAAGCAGUGCUCAAGGACUCCAUAAACCUACUUGAACAGUUACGUAACUCUCUGGUGGUGCUGCAGCAGAACUUUCGAAGUCAAAAUAAGACCUCUACACACCUAUAAUACGCUGCCUAGCGACCCUGGAGUAUUCAGGAAUUCAUGUGGCUUUGUCUGCAUCAUGGCGUUGCUAUAUACCCGGGUCCUCCAGAGAGGCUUUUUUUGCCACUGGGUUUUACCAUCUCAGGUGUUCAGUGCCUUGGUAUCGAGUGGUGUGAAGAGAUCCGUGUUGCCGUAGGGCCCUCCCUCCAGGCCUGUUUCCCCUGUGGAUGAGCAGCUCGGAGUACAUUUUAAAUUCACUGGUGCCUUUUCACUUUUGAUGAUGGUACAAAUGCCUGUAGUCAUCUUCCUUAAUAACUGAGCGUGUUCUGUGUUGGCCUGUUGAUUUGCACAGCAAAUCCUAAAUCUCAGACGGUCAUCAGUGUGUGCGUGUGUGUUUAUGAAGCAACCAUGAUUGUAGAAAUGUUCCGUUAUAGCACUGAUAACACGGCUAUGACCGAGUGCUAGUAAAGUGUUUACCAUGUUGGUAAAUUGCCAAUGGUUUAAAAAAAACUUUUGAUGUUUUGAUAUGUUUGGAUUGCACCUUCAUGAUUGCACCUUCAUGAUUGCACCUUCAAGCACUGAAUGUUGAAUGCAACAGAUUUUAGUACUAGCAGGUACCUUGUCUGGUGUUUUUAGGCCUUUGCAAUAUUUUAUGUUCUUCUGGAGGAAUACCUGUAUAGUGAAUUUAAUUUGUUUAUAUAUCAGUGCAAUGGGUAUGCAUAAUUCUAGCUGAAUUCUAUUUUUUUUAUUUCUUUAAUGUUUACACUACGUUUUGAUGUAAUUUAUAAUUGUACAUAAUGCCACUCGGACCUGCAGAUGUGUAAACAUUUAAAGCUGCUGUGUGUAACUUUUGAGGUUAAUGAAGUCUGUAAAGCAAAAACAACUUUUAAAUAUUGCAUUUAAGUGAUAUUUUAAUCAACGUGGAAUGCCUAAAAUAUUCUAAACAAUGUCAGAAGGAUGUCAUAACCAAAUGCACUACUUAAAUAUUGCUUAAACAUGUACUGACCUGUGUCUUGACCUAGUGGACCACAGGACUCUUAACUCCUCAGAAGUUACAUACUGCAGCUUUAACUUGAAGCUAAUCUUAAACUGUGAGAAACCUUUACGAACCCUUUCAGGAAACGACGCACAUUUUCUUCUCUCAUGUAUAAAUAAUUUUAAUAAAUUGUGUAAUGUCUAUUUAUGCCUUAAAUAAAAGCCCUAUUGAAGGGAAUCAGCCA
Molecule: messenger RNA, 3855 nt
Organism: Trichomycterus rosablanca
Lineage: Eukaryota; Metazoa; Chordata; Actinopteri; Siluriformes; Trichomycteridae
Gene: gramd1c
Product: GRAM domain containing 1c
Exons: 18
Coding region: 719-2659 (646 amino acids)
Biological process (GO): intracellular sterol transport
Cellular component (GO): plasma membrane; endoplasmic reticulum-plasma membrane contact site; endoplasmic reticulum membrane
Molecular function (GO): cholesterol binding; cholesterol transfer activity
Source: RefSeq, a predicted model, not a curated record